AUGGCAGCUCCAAGCAACCGUAAACCGUCACCGGACUUCCUGAAAGACUUGGAUUGGAACAAGUUCGAAGCAGCUGCCGUACCCUUGGCACAGCUCUACAACCCACCGCAGCUGGUCAGCAGCUGUACCGGAUUUGGUGCUCGCCUCUCCAUGUGCAUCAACAGCCUCUUUACUCAUCGGGCGCCUAUCUGCGCGAAGCCAGUGAUUCCGUGCUGUUGUGCAAAGGCUGUGCAGUCCCGGAUCACAGAUUUGGCGACAGUGAAGCUUUCCGAUCCAGACGACUGGUUUGUGAAGAUGCUCAGCGUUGAGCACCCCAACACUCCGGAGUUCAUGAAGGGGCUCUUUUGGAUGGAGGACAACUAUGCACCGGAAGUGCUGUUGACAUUUCAAGAUAUGGACUGGGUCUCGGGAAAGCAAGGAUACUUCAUGCCGAAGUAUAGUUGGACGAAUGAUCCAUCUUGCAUUGGAACAGUCUGCUUGUGCAACAAUUUCAACGGCUCUCCAGCUUCUGCAUGGCCGUUUAGUGUUUCACCAAACGACAGGUGGAUCAACAUCGACCCACAAUGGAUCUACAGGCCUGCAGAGGGCGAGAAGAUCACGCGACCAGAUGGUUCUGUCGUGGAGAUGGCGGAAGGGGACAUGAUUCGAAUGGGUUUUCGCGACAAUACUGAUCCGACAUCAGGAGUGACCUAUCAGUACCUCGUACGCCGUGUAGCUUACAUGCAGAAUGGUAAACUCAUCAAGACGAAGAACUAUGAUGAGCUCCGCCGGAGGGCAACAAUGCCGGACACAAUUGGUGGCUGCUGUGGUGGCUACUACAACUGUUCGGCCGUGGGGGCGAACUACAUCUUCGACGCUUACGAGCCAUUGUCAGAUGAGCAGGUACUCCUUUUCCCCCCGCCCCUGGAAGUCAUGUGGCCUGACAGUGUGAUCCCGGAUGCUGUACCUGCCAAACGCUGA
This is a messenger RNA of Symbiodinium sp. CCMP2456, 960 nucleotides long. The record is from the annotation of a GenBank genome assembly. NCBI's taxonomy places the organism in Eukaryota, Dinophyceae, Suessiales, Symbiodiniaceae.